UGUCAUGUGACUAAAAGUGGGCGGGCCGGACACCGUUUCCCGGAAACAUGGAGGCUGUGUUAAGUGAUGUGGUAGCUCCUGAGGACCUUCUAAAGUUUGAGAAGAAGUACAACAGCGAGCUGGUGAAGGGCACUGUCUCCAAAGAAACAAAGUUUGAAUAUGCUUGGUGUUUGAUCAGGAGUAAAUACACUGAAGAUAUCAAGAAAGGAAUUGUUCUCCUGGAGGAACUCGUUCAGAAAGCAUCAAAGGACGACUCCCGGGACUUUCUGUUCUACCUGGCAGUGGCCAACUACAGACUCAAAGUGAGUGAUGCCUCUGGUUUUAUCGUGGCCAAAACUCCCUGUGAAAAAUGUGCACUCGAAUAUGAGAAGGCGCUGAAGUUCAUCCGGACCCUCCUGAGGAACGAACCGGGGAACAAGCAGGCGCUGGAGAUGGAGAAGCUCAUCGACAAGGCCCUGAAGAAAGACGGCCUGGUCGGCAUGGCGAUCGUGGGCGGCAUCGGCCUGGGCGUGGCCGGCCUGGCGGGCCUCAUCGGGCUGGCCGUGUCAAAGGGAGCUGCCAAAUCCUAACCCGGAGGAGGACCCCGCUUCCGCAAUUUGCUGGACUUAUUCACUCAACCUGCGUUAAGAAUAACAACAAAAAAAAAGAAGAAAUUAAACUAAAUAUCUGAAGGCGUGUAAUUUUGGGUUUGGAGCCGAAAGCUUUUUAAUAACGGCACGGAAGUGGUUUGAUACGCUUUGCUCUCUGCACUCGUUGUUUUUCCGUUUGUGUUUAAAAAAAAAAAAGAA
This is a messenger RNA of Menidia menidia (Atlantic silverside), 788 nucleotides long. NCBI's taxonomy places the organism in Eukaryota, Metazoa, Chordata, Actinopteri, Atheriniformes, Atherinopsidae. The record is from the annotation of a GenBank genome assembly.